Anolis carolinensis (green anole) is the source of this 2692-nucleotide messenger RNA. It is a transcript of the gene snx10, whose product is annotated as sorting nexin 10. Gene Ontology annotation, biological process: cilium assembly; vesicle organization; intracellular protein transport. Gene Ontology annotation, cellular component: endosome. The record is from RefSeq and is a predicted model, not a curated record. Lineage: Eukaryota; Metazoa; Chordata; Lepidosauria; Squamata; Anolidae. Gene Ontology annotation, molecular function: phosphatidylinositol phosphate binding. The transcript has 7 exons. Bases 179 to 787 code for a protein of 202 amino acids.
GGCUCCUCCCCUUUUUCCUCCGCCUCGCCGGGAGUCACGAGGCUGCGGAGCCUUGGUCCAUAUGCCCGCCGCCGCUCAGCCGGCUUGGCUUCAUUUCCCGCGGCAUCGGAGCCCAGAUCGCGGGAGAAGAGUGGCAGCAACAUCAACAAGAAGAUUGGCUCCACAUGCAGCUUGAAAGAUGGCACCAAAGUAUGAAGAACAGGAAUUUGUAACAGUCUUGGUUCGAGAUCCCCAGCUACAAAGAGAAGACUAUUGGCAUUCAUAUAUAGACUAUGAAAUCUUCAUUCAUACAAAUAGCAUGUGUUUUACAAGGAAAACAUCUUGUGUCCGGCGGCGGUUUAGAGAAUUUGUGUGGCUCCGGCAGAGACUUCAGAGCAAUGCAGUGCUAAUACAAUUGCCAGAACUUCCACCCAAAACUCCCUUUUUUAACACAAAUAAUCCUCAGCACGUGGAUCAGCGUCGUCAAGGCUUACAAGAGUUCCUUCAAAAGAUCCUCCAGAAUCCACUCUUGCUUUCAGACAGUCGACUUCACCUCUUUGUACAAACCCAGCUGACUCCAGAAGACAUUGAGGCUUGUGUAUCGGGACAUACAAAAUAUUCUGUUGCUGAAGCGAUCCACCAGUUUGCCUGCUUGAAACGAAAGUUUCCUGUAGAACAUGAAGAGAUAAAAAAAGAAGAGAAUUCUGCGGAUUCAGAUUCUGAAAGUUCAUCCUCCGGGCUUGGACACAGCAGUGAUGAUAGCAAUUCACACGGAUGUAAAGGAAGCACAGUUCCAGAAGAACCCUGAAAUAUCAUUUGUACAUUGCCAUCACUGUAAUGACCAAUGUAACUUCUAUUAUGGUUGAAGGUUGCCUGUGAGACAGACGUACCAUCUGCCCAGUUGCCAAGGCAUGUAUUUUCUCAGCUUUCAAAACAGUUUGUUCAUUCAUUCAUUUUACAACGGGCGCAUUGUAAUAUCGAGCGAUACAAAUACUGCCUGUAGCAAGACACCAUAUAUAAAUGAGAUUUCGGGAUAGGAUUUUAUGGACCUCACUGUAAGGCUGGGGGUGGGGGGAUCCUUAUAAUUCAAUAUUUUAAAAUACAUUUGAAAAUCUAACAUCUUGAAGUUCAUAUUUUCAUUUGGCAGCUGUCUUUCCAGUAUGGUGUUAGUUACAUAAUUAUACUGCUGAAACCAAACAGCUUUUAAGUUGUAACCAGUUCACUUUGCACCCUGUUUAUGUCUCCUCAGGAAUAAAUCCUAAUAUGCUUAUUUAGAAGUAAGUGUAUAUAGGACUGCAGCCAGAAAUUACUAAGUGACCAAAUGAGAUUUGUAUGUGUGUGUUUAAAGAAAAAUGCAGCAAGCUUUUGUCCCACUUUGAGCACAGUGUUGCAGCCACUGCAAGUCUCUUUCCAGUGCAGUUUAGUGUUAUGAUAUCUGGCACAAUUUCACCAGCUUUAGCAUGUUUACCAAUGGCCAUAAGCCAUUGUACACAUUUGGCCUUUUGUUGUGAUAAAAAAACUGUGUUGUGAUGAGGGUUGCCAUUUACAGUGUAUGUAAAUUGUAUAUUUUUUCUGUUUGUUUUUAACAGUGAUGUAGCAAUAGGGAAUAAUAAGGAUGGGAAGAUUUUAGCCAGUCAUAAUCAGACAUAACGUUUCAGACAUCCAGCUGUUAUUUUAGUAGUAUUUCUUGCAGCUAUGUUUAGAAUAAAAUGUAUUCAAAAUAAAAUAUUCAGCUGAGUAACUCUGAAAAUUUAUUUCUGCAUGUUUGACAGUCCCAGGAUAAUUUAAUUGGCACUACAUUCAAAAAUGCAUUUACUAGAACAAGCUUUCUUUUCAAAUCAAGAAAAUAUAUGUUUUUAAACUGGAGUGAGUACAGAGGAGGGGGACUAGAGAAAGAGAUACUUUGAGCCAAUAAUGUUUUGGAUGAUGAUGUCAAUCUUAUAUUUGUAUAUAAAAUAUUUUGCAACUCAUGUCUGAGUUGAAUUACUCAAAAAUACCUACUCUGAUCACUGAAUGGGAGCUAGUAGCAAGAUAUGAAUGUAGGAUAUCAUUACAGUGUUUAGUAUAUUCAAUGUUUUAAUUGUUACCAUACAAUGAGGAAAAGAAAUUAGAAGAAAACUGUCUAAAACAGCAACUGAGAAAAACUGGAGUUCGAUAUUGUUUAUUUUAUAUGUAUCCAAGCUAAUUACUGUUAAUUUGAAGAAAUCUGUGCACUUUAAACUUUGUAGAUUAUUAAUUCUCGCUAUACAAAGCCUGAAUCACUAUUAUGCCACUUCUUUGGCAUCAGUUCUGGAGUAAUUUCACUAUUUCAGUUUGAUGACAACAAACUAUAGCAACUUUUCCAAUCAAAGUUUUAUCUUAGGGCAGCCUAAUCCAAUUACGAAUUGUUCCAAUGUGAAAUGUGUCACAUUUUGCACAAAUUACAUUUUUAUUGUUACGGCACUUCUUUUUGUACAUUGGACAGCUGCCUUUCACGCUGUUGGUGCAAUUCUAUGCAUGUCUACUCAGAAGUAAGGUCCUUUUUGUUUACAAGGGUUCACUUCUAAGUACCUAUAGGGUUUUAACCUAUGUUUUCUUUUGAAUGUGUUUUAUAUCUAUCAAAAUAUUUCUGAAUGCCUAAAUGUUGGCUAUUCUGAGUGUUUUACUGUAUUUAAUAUGUCUAGAAAAUGUUUGUACUUCAUCACAUUUCAAAAUAAAAUAUUCUGUAUGUAAA